AUGGUUAGCGGUGUUGGAAUUACUGCAGGUCCGCACCGUUUGUGGUCACACAAAAGUUACAAGGCCAAAACUCCUCUGAAAAUAAUUCUUAUGUUCAUGAAUUGUGUUGCCUUUCAAAACGAUGUCAUUGAAUGGUCGCGUGACCAUAGAUGCCACCACAAGUGGACUGACACUGAUGCUGAUCCUCAUAACAUCAAUAGAGGAUUUUUCUUUGCCCAUAUGGGUUGGCUACUUUGCAAAAAACAUCCUCUAGUAAGGGAGAAAGGAGCAACUUUAGACAUGUCUGAUUUGACUUCGGAGCCUGUUCUGGCUUUUCAGAGAAAAUAUUACCUUCCCCUUGUAUUCAUUUUCUGUUUUCUUCUCCCUACAGCAACAGCUGUCUUUUUAUGGGGUGAAUCCGUUUGGAUUGCCUUUUGCACCGCAGCAUUGUUUCGUUAUUGCUUGAAUUUGCAUGCAACUUGGUUUAUUAACUCAGCGGCACAUACUUUCGGCUACAAGCCUUAUGAUGUCGCUAUCAAAGCUACCGAGUCCAUGUUGACCACGUUGACUGCUUGGGGCGAGGGAGGUCACAAUUAUCAUCACACAUUCCCCCAAGACUACCGUACCUCUGAGAUGCUCGGUGUUUUCAACUUUAGUCGACUUUUUAUCGACUUUUUUGCUAAAAUCGGAUGGGCCUACGAUCUUAAAACUGUGGAUGAAAAGACAAUUCAACGUCAAAUGGGCCGACAACUUGAAAGGCUGAAAGAGGAGGAGAAGAAAAAUAGUAGAGCAGCCUAA
This is a messenger RNA of Meloidogyne enterolobii, 777 nucleotides long. The record is from the annotation of a GenBank genome assembly. NCBI's taxonomy places the organism in Eukaryota, Metazoa, Nematoda, Chromadorea, Rhabditida, Meloidogynidae.